AUGCGCGGCGACCGUUGCCGGCUUCUCCAGUACCAGACGCGCCUGGGGGACGUGGUGCGGGCCUACAAGAGCCUGCUGGCCGAGAAGGAAGCCUUGGAAGCCAGCUUGAAAGUCUUGUCCGUGUCCCACGAGACCGACGCGGGCCUGGGUGGCCCCCCGCCCCCGGGCGCUGCCCACUCCGCUGUGUCCCUUGCCGACUGUGCGGAUGACCGGAGUUCCGCGCACAGCGAGGACAGCACGGGCACGGCCACCAGUGUGGACACGGCUGCCAGCUUGGCCAGUGCCAAGGGUGAACUGGGGACAGACGAUGAGCGAACCGGAGCUGGGGGGCCCCCCCUGAAAUCGGAGGAGGCGAGCGAGUCGGAGAGUGGGGUCAGCACGAGCAGUGGGGAUGUGCCAGGCGCGGCUAGUGAGACUGACAAAAGGGUGCUCCAGCUGAAGACUCAACUGGCCACCUUAACCAGCUCCCUGGCUACAGUCACCCAGGAGAAAUCCCGCAUGGAAGCCUCGUACCAAGCAGACAAGAAAAAGAUGAAGCAGGACCUGGAUGAGGCCAGUAAAAAGGCUGAGGAAGAGAGGAGCAAGUUGGAGGCAGAGAUGAAGUGUGUCCAGGAGCAGCUGGCAGAGACCAAAGCUCGUCUUAUUACUCAGCAACAUGACCGGGCCCAAGAGCAGAGUGACCAUGCCGUGAUGCUGCGGGAGCUGCAAAAGCUGCUGCAAGGUGAAAGGACCUUGCGCCAGGAUGUGGAGCUAAAGUUGGAGGAGACUAGGGAAGCACUGGCUGGAAGGGUGUACAUGGCAGACCGAGUGGAAGAGUCUGAACUGCAGACAAAGCAGCUGAACAGGGUGGUGGAGGAGCUGAAGAGAGAGCUGCAGGCCGUGCAGGAAACGAGCAGCAAGCCAGAUCCCAGGCUGCAGGAGCUACAGGAGGAGAUGGCCAGCCUCAAGAGUCAUUUUCAAGCACAGCUGCUGCAAGAGAUGAAAAAGACUGCACAGGCAGAAGAACAGCUCCGUCAGCAUGCCCAUCGAGUGGCCACCAUGGAAAGCCAGGUCUCCGAGGUGUCAGAGCUGCUUGGCACGUAUGAAAAAGCCAAACAAAAAGACCAAAUGACCAUUCAGAAACUAAAGGAACGCAUUGUGCAGCUAGACCUGGAAAAUAAGACUUUGGCCAUCGCUGCUUCCAGCCGAUCCCCGGUGGACAUUCAUGUUGAGGAGACCAGCCUGGAUGUUAAUGUGCUGAAAGACAAAAUGGAGAAGCUGAAGAAGCUGCUGCAGAUGGCAUCCAAAAACAGUCAACCAGCCCUAGACAUAGAGAAGCUCUGUGAGCUGGAGCUGCCAAAGGGCACCGAGGCUGGUGAUGGGGAGAAGGCCACUGCUCUGUAUUACCAACAAGAGCUGAAGCAACUGAAGGAGGAAUUUGAAAGGUACAAGAUGAGGGCACAAGUGGUCCUUAAGAAUAAGUCAGCCAAAGAUGGCAACCUGGCCAAAGAGCUAGAGGACGCUCAGGAACAGCUGGCUGAUCUGAAGGAGAAAUACGUUGCACUUCGACUUUCCUGCGAAGAGAUGGAGAAGCAACAUAGGCAAGAAAUGGAAGCCAAGAAGCAAGAAGCAUCCCUCCUGCAGCAGCUCCACAGGCAAGAGCUAGAGAAGUGCCAGCUGGAUUACAGGGAAAGGGCACUAAAGCUGGAGGAAGAGAUGCACAAGCAGCGGGACAGAGCACUAGCUGUGCUGUCAGAGAAGGACCAAGAGUUGGAGCAGUUGAGGUCAGUAGCCGUACCUUACGGGCUUCAAGGACCCAAAAACUACCUACCACCAGGCAGUGACAUGAGCAGUGAUGAUUUAAUGAGUGCAGUCUCUUCUGAGAACCUCACCCAGGCUCUGCAGCUUGCUGCCACCAAUGAGCCCACUUUCUUUCUGUAUGCGGAGCAGCUGGCCCGGAAAGGAGUAGAAAUUGUAGCCCUGAGGAAACAGAAGCACAAACUGGACGUGGAAGUUCACCAGCUCCAGGAGAGACUUUUGGUUGAGGAGGAGAAGCAUAGGGAAGAGGUAUCCAUCCUUCAAGAUCAUAUCCAGAAAAAUGUAAGGGAUAAGAGCAGAGAGGGAGCCAACCUGGAAUAUCUCAAGAACAUUGUCUAUCGAUUCUUGACUUUGCCAAACUCAUUGGGCCGUCAGCAGACACUAACUGCCAUAUUAACUAUACUGCACUUCAGUCCAGAGGAGAAGCAAGUUAUUAUGAGACAUUCAGCCAACAGCAGUUGGUGGCUUUCUGGAAAGAGAUGAGAACCAGGGUCUUGAUCAUAACUAUUUCUAUGGUGACAUGUUCCAGUUUCCUGGUUGUAUGAGAGGAAACAACUGUGCUACUCAGGAUCUCUGCACUAGAGCUAUUUGUGUCUGUUAAAGACACAGGAGCCUUCAGCCAAGCACUGGGCUUUUAGACUAGUGCAAUUACAGUGGGCCAGAAAACAAACUGUCAUCUCUGUAAUGCCACUAGGACCACAAGUUUCUAUGCCACAAGGAUUCAUGCUGGGUUAAGACUUCAUAGAAAGAAGUUACCACUGAAGAUACCAGUAUUUUUAAUCAAAUGUCCUUUUAUAACCUGUCAAGUAUAGAAUGGGGGAAACUUACUAAGUUAGAUCACUUGCUUGGGUCUUAAAACUCUACAUGGGCUCAAGGCCUAAAAAAUAAAAGGAAAAGCACUUAACAGA
Messenger RNA from Pelodiscus sinensis (Chinese soft-shelled turtle), 2705 nucleotides. The record is from RefSeq and is a predicted model, not a curated record. NCBI's taxonomy places the organism in Eukaryota, Metazoa, Chordata, Testudines, Trionychidae.